This is a messenger RNA of Pantherophis guttatus, 726 nucleotides long. The record is from RefSeq and is a predicted model, not a curated record. NCBI's taxonomy places the organism in Eukaryota, Metazoa, Chordata, Lepidosauria, Squamata, Colubridae.
GAAGACUAUAUAUUUUCAGUUGUUAAAGCUGUUAAAAGAUCCAACAAUGGAAUUACCUUGUUUUAAUUUUGAAGAAGAUUCAAUAUUCAAUUGCCCAUUUGGAGUGAAUGGUAAUUCUUUCAGCCAGUUCUCUCACCUAGAUCAUUUCCUAUUUGAUUAUUCUACUGCAAAUGAAGUUUUUGCCUGCUUACCUGCUCCUUUUCAAACAUUUUCUCCUGAUAUGCCAACACCAGUUUCAGACUUUAGUAAUCAUAUUCUGCAAUUUGAAGAUAAUGCUGAAUUGGACAGUUCCUCACUUAUUCGGUGUGAUGAAAGUGAUUGGCAAUAUAACUCCCAUAAAAUUAUUCCAGAUCGAUCUCACAAAACAGAAAGGCAUGCUGCCAACAUUAGAGAACGAAAGAGGAUGCUUAGUAUUAACUCUGCUUUUGAAGAACUCAGAGGCCAUGUACCAACUUUCCCUUAUGAAAAACGUCUUUCCAAAAUUGACACCCUCAGGCUUUCUAUAGCAUACAUUGCAUUGCUUAGUAAUAUCUUAAAAUCAGGCUCUGAUCCUAAAAUCUAUGUGCAAGAAUGCAUGAAAAAUGAAUAUAAGGAUCAUCAAGAUGCAAUAUGGAACACAAGUGAUCUGACAGCCCGGUUGUCUUGGAUGAAAUGGGAUUAAAAUACGUAACAGAAAAGAGGAUUCUUCAAAGGAUCUGACUGCUUGAUAUCAGCUGUUAAAUUCUC